Molecule: messenger RNA, 2792 nt
Organism: Octopus bimaculoides (California two-spot octopus)
Lineage: Eukaryota; Metazoa; Mollusca; Cephalopoda; Octopoda; Octopodidae
Product: BBSome complex member BBS5-like
Biological process (GO): intracellular transport; cilium assembly
Cellular component (GO): BBSome; ciliary basal body
Molecular function (GO): phosphatidylinositol-3-phosphate binding
Source: RefSeq, a predicted model, not a curated record
AAACCCACAUCAGACAGUUAUAAUCUGGGUGCUAAGUAACCAGGGAUAACACUAGACGGGAUACAGGGAGAGGCUGCAUUUAAGGGAGGUUACUCUCAGUAACUCGGAUAGCAAUUCAUUUCAAUACGGUCUCAGUUUGACAAAUAUUGAUUUAUUAGACUCUCGACGGAGCCUGAGCAGGUGGAAUUGUAUGAGAAAUUGUCAUAGCAACGCUGAUUGUUAUAAGAUGGCCGCUGAUAACGUUUGGGAGGAUGUUGAUAUUAAAUUUGAUAUUUCAUCAGCACAGAUGCAACCACGGAGUGGGGAGAAAGUUGUUGACAUUGUUGACAGUGUGGAAGACACAAAAGGGAAUAAUGGAGAAAGAGGACGCCUGAUUGUAACAAACUUGAGAUUUAUCUGGCAUGCCCAGGUUAUUCCGAGAAUCAAUUUGUCUAUUGGACUAAGCUGUAUUAUCAGUAUAGCUACCAAGACAGCCAAUUCAAAACUGAGAGGGACAACUGAUGCCCUCUAUGUUUUGGCCAAAGCCCAGACACGGUUUGAAUUCAUUUUCACAAAUUUGGUGCCGGGGUCUCCAAGACUUUUCACAUCUGUUAUUGCAAUAUACAGAGCAUACGACACGACUCGGCUGUACCGUCAGCUGAAACUAAGAGGAGCCCUGAUAGAAAACAAAGAGCUGAAGUUACUGCCAUUGGAACAACUGUGCAGCAAAGUCAAUGGUGUUUGGAAUCUCUCCAGCAACCAGGGUAACCUUGGUACUUUUUAUAUCACAAAUAUCCGGGUGGUUUGGAAUGCCACAAUGAAUGAAGCGUUUAAUGUCAGUAUUCCAUAUUUACAAAUCGUGAGUAUCAGUAUAAAAGAUAAAAAAAACUGAAUUUGGUUUGUCUUGUUGAUCUUUUUACAGAGUGGCAGCUACAUUCUUGGAUUUCGUAUUGACCCCAAAGAGAAACUGGAAGACGUAUGCAAAGAGAUAUUAAGUCUGUUGCAAGUCUAUCGUGCUGAUCCUGAGUUUGGUGUGCAGUAUGAAGUGAAAGAGAAGACUUCGAAAGAUCCACCACAGGUUCUCCAAGAUGUCGUGGAUGAUGUUGAAAUUGAGGAAGAUGGCACUAGCGAUGCUUUUGCAGCCUACUUUGCUGAUUGCUGCAAGAUCCGGGACCAUGAGCCAGUGUUCUCUGACUAUUUAUCCUUAGCCAUUGAGAAAUUACCAGAAAAUGUCUCCCUUAAAAGUCUGUGGAAUGUUCUGGCCUGACUUUCUUUUAGUUUUUCUAUAAAACCCUUGUAGAUACAAAUACUCAUGUGUUAUUAUCUAUGUUUCUCUCUCACUCUGUGUGUGUUAUUGGUGAUAAUGAAUGGUAGAAAGAGCACUCAAUCCAUGGUGGAGAGUACAGUUAAAUCCGUUCAGCCAAAGUCAUUUGCACCAUUACUUUCUGAUUCUCUGUUUUUUGAUACUUGUUUAUGGUUUAUAAUGAAACUCCUCAAAUAUUAUUUUCAUAUCCUUAUUACUUGUUCUGGCUGAUUCUUAUGACUAUGAUGAAUCUUUAUUAGAAAUCAUUUUUUCUCUCUUUGAAUUGUUCUUUUUGAACUCAUUUUUUUCUCACACACACACACACACACACACACAUAAACACACACAAAAUGAGAGAGAAACAUACAUAAUAUAUAUAUAUAUAUAUUACACUGUAUGCUAUAUAUUAUACUAUGAAUAUCUGGGACUGAAACAGCAAUGAAAAACCUUUCAUUUAACUUCACUCCACCCAGAGACGCCGUAAAUGGUGCCACGUUAUUGAGAUUUGGCAGAAUCAUUAACACAUCAGACAAGAUACAUAGUGGCGUUUCCUCUGGUGUUUUAUGUUCUGAGUUCAAAUGCUGGUGAGGUCAACUUUGCUUUUCAUCCUUUCAAGGUCAAUAAAAUAAAGGACCAGCCAAGUACUGCAGUCAAUAGUAUCAAUCAACCCUUUCCCCUUGCCCUCAAAUUGCUGACCUUGUGCCAAAAUUUGACUAUCAAUGGUGAUGUCACAUCAUUGAUUGUGUAACAUUGAUGGUGUCACAAAACUAAUGCUGUCACAUCAUUAAAAGCAUCAUCAGGUAAAGUUUCAUACCUUUGAAUGUCCCACAACAUUGGCAGAGACUGAACUCUGAUGUCCCCAUUGAUUUUAUGAUUUCUUGGAGAAGAUAACACUGCAGUGGUUUCUCAUUUCCAAAGAAGGAAACAAACUCGCAAUCCAGCCUUAUGAAAUACUUGUCCAUUACACAGUAGUGUCCAACAAGGAGCAGAGCCAAGGGCAACUCACAGAAAGCCGAUGCAGUGAUAGGUUUCUUCUCUCUCUAAUAGAAACCAAAGCUUUACACAUUCACAUUAUGGAUUCCCUUGGGUAAAGCCUCAGUGCUACACUUGCUAUUUCUUUCCCCUUAAUGUUGAAGGUCUUUGUAUGUAAUAGAAAUAUGAAUUAUAUGGUGCUUUGGCUGUUUGCUACAAUUCCUCUAGCAAUAACUGAACCUCCUCAUAGUACCAAUUGACAGUUUGCUAUAUUGAGGCAGUGACAAUAAAAAAUACUUACUAUGAACAGUGUAGAAGUGGACCAUAAGUGGUAUUGUGAACCAUUAGCUCUUUGGUCAGCAGUGCAAACCCAUAUCAAAUAUAAGGCAAUUGUAAAGACCAGUUGUGAUAAAUAACUCAGAUACUCCAAUGGUUACACGUUUCAGAAACAUAAUAUGCACAUCAAAUUAUUAAAUAUAGCUUUGUAAAUAUUACUGUAAUAGCUGGAAAUAAAUUUUAUUUUUAUUCUAAAAUAUUA